GCUUCUAAGAACUUAGCUGAAAUCUGCGAACAACUCGGGGAGCCCGUUGCAACCUUGCUGGGAUAUUUGCCUCUCGAUAAGGUCAUCACCAAGACGCAAAAUCAUGAAAAAGAUGCCAUAUCAUUCAUGCUACUGUUCGGUGACGUUCGUAAGCAGUCGGUGGACGAAACCCAGGAAGUCUGGGUCUUGCUUUAUCCACCUACUAAGGAGGGCGAGCCAGCUACCCUCGAAUUCAGCUCGUACGAUAGAACUACUGGAGACUCAGAACUUCAUAGCAACCACAACAUUAGUACAAGGGUAGACAAUGCAGCUGCAUUCAAAAUGCCUAAAAGGCCAUCGCGCGGCAAGCAUAGUGCACUAGUACGGUACUACUUCUUAAAGAAACUUGCAGCUACUGAAGACGAAACAAACGGCAUUUCCGAGCUCAAGUUUCCCCUGCCAGUCAACAAAGGCAUUCUCGAUGGCUUAAAGCUGGCAUGUAGCGAGUUUGAGGACGAAGCAAAAGCUACGCUGGCUAGGUCCGUUAGGCAGCUAUCAGUCACUCUCCCAGAAAGCCAAGAAAGCGAUGCAACCCUCGACUUCGAAGACUCCAAAGAACCCAUCAACGAACAGCUCCGGCGUGCAUGGGCCCCAUUCCGAACUUCAUAUCCCUCCCAAGACCUCAUUGCCCAAGCCCUCGUCUCCCUUCACGAAAAAGAAGCAAACAUCAAGGCACACAUUGCAAACCUUGACGACCACCUCAUUGCUCUAGCAGAACAGCGCAUAGACCUUGAGCAGCGCUGCAAGAGCGUCGAAGCUGAACGCCUGGUCGCUGAAAAGGAAAUCGCUCAUAUCAAGGCGCAGCGUGAAGAUCUGUUCGAGGGCUUGAGUCCUGCGGCGGUGUUUGAGCUAGGCAGGAAAAGCGAGCAGACGAAUCCUACCAAGCGGCGUAAGAUUGAUUGA
This is a messenger RNA of Bipolaris maydis ATCC 48331, 942 nucleotides long. Lineage: Eukaryota; Fungi; Ascomycota; Dothideomycetes; Pleosporales; Pleosporaceae. The record is from RefSeq and is a predicted model, not a curated record.